AUAAGUCUAGUCAACCGCCCACCGCAGGAGACUGGGGGGGAUGUUCCACCACCAUCCUGGAUUUACAACCAUUUCAAGGAUAUUUGAGCACAAAGACGACAUUUUGGAAACUGUGAUAUUGGAGUAAGCCGACAUCUUGGAAACCUUCACCGCCAACUGACGUUUGAGGCCACAUGAUUGAGCGGCCGUUUUACCUGUGUGGCUGAAGACUCAAGGAGCAAACAAUGGAUCAAAACUUGUUUGGAGGAGUGCCCAGGUUUCUCACCCGCCCAAAGGCGUUCUCAGUGUGUGCAGGCAAGGAUGCCACACUGAGCUGCACUAUCGUGGGCAGCCCGACACCACUGAUCACCUGGGAAAAGGACAAGCUCAAACUGACAUCUGGGGGCCGCUUCAAGACCGUGGAGGAUGGAGAUGUGUACCGCCUGACCAUCUAUGAUUUAACACUGGAGGACAGUGGCCAAUACAUGUGCCGAGCCAAAAACAACGUCGGGGAAGCUUAUGCUGCCGUCACCCUCAAAGUGGCCCUGCCAACAGAGAUGGCUCAGAGGGCCCCUGUAUUCACGGUUAAGCCUACCUCUACACGUGUAGGUUUGGGAGGAGAUGUUGUUUUCCACUGCCGGGUUGCAGCUCACCCUGACGCCAACUUUGAUUGGGAAAAAGAUGGGCGCUACAUGGGGGAGUCGAACCGUAUCAAGAUAGUUUCUGACAGUGACAGCAGCACCUUAAAGAUCCAAAGUGUGCGUAACCUGGACAGCGGCACCUACACCUGCAGGGCCCAGAACACUGUUGGCCGUUCACAGGCUGCAGCAGCUCUUGUUGUAGAUGCCCUGGAUUCCCACCACCUGUCUGGAGACAAAAACACUUCCCUCCUUUCUCACCUACAAAAGCGCAAGGAGGAAAUGAAGAAGGACAUCUCGAUAUAUCGCACUGAAGAAAGCAGAUCCUCUGUUACCUCCUCCACCACAGCUAAUAUCACAGAUGGUUUGAGUUCUCUGAGUCUGGAAUAUGAGCUGAGGGCAUCUGCUCUCGCAAAGCUGCCCAAAGGUGUGUUCACCCGUACCUGCACAGUGACUGAAGGCAAACAUGCCAAACUCAGCUGCUUUGUAACGGGUCACCCUAAACCGCACAUUAUCUGGAGGAAGGAUGGAACAAACAUCAGCGAAGGUCGCAGGCACGUCAUUUAUGAGGACCAAGCUGAGAACUUCAUCCUCAAGAUCCUGUACUGCAAGCAGACUGAUAAUGGUCUCUACACCUGCAAUGCAACCAAUUUGGCUGGGCAGACCUACAGUGCUGUGUUGGUAACAGUCAAAGAGCCUGCAGUGCCAUUCAGGAGGAAGCUGAAGGAUGUGGAGGUCCAAGAGAAAAUGUCAGCCACAAUGAUGUGUGAGGUGCCCGUUAUUUCCACCCAAGCCAGCUGGUUCAUGGAGGAAACGCGGCUGCAGCAAAGCAGCAAAUAUAACAUGGAGGAGGAAGGGACCCUGCGUCGUCUCACCAUACACAAUGUCACCACCAAUGAUGAUGGCGUUUAUAUUUGUGAGAUGAAAGAGGGCAGUCGCACUGUGGCUGAGCUCACUGUCCUGGGCAACAUUACCAAGAAGCUUCCCCGCAGGACAGUGGUUCCUGUCAGUGACACUGUCAUCUUCUGUGUGGAGCUGGAGCAUCCCAUCCCGGAUGUCUACUGGACCCGCAAUGGCGAGAAGCUGAAGGAGGAUUCCCGUAUUUCCAUUGCCUGCGUGCUCAGGCAGUACACACUCACAAUUAGAGACUGCCAGGCAGAUGACUCAGGAGAGGUGGCCUUUGUAGCUGGAGACUGCAAGACAUCCACUCGAUUCACUGUCACUGCUGCCAGGAAACAUCCACCCGAUCCCCCAGUCGACGCAGUGGUGCAGAACAAGACUGACUCAUCCAUCACCAUCCGGUGGUCUCCUCCUGACAGCGACCGCCCUGUCCCCAUCAAGGGCUACAUUGUGGAGAGGAGGAAGGUUGGCACUCAGACAUGGCAGAGGUGCAACCCUGGGGAAACCAUUGUUUCAACAGAGAUCAUCAUCUGCAACUUCACAGAAGAAGCCACCUACCAGUUCCGUAUCUCUGCUAUGAAUGACUUUGGCCAGAGUCCUUACCUGGAGGUGCCUGGAACCUUCUACCUAGAACCCAGUGCUGAAAUCAGGAGAGGCCUGACAAACUCUGCUGCAGUCUCUGGUGAGGAGUUCUCGAUCUCUGUGGAGCUGUCUGCUGUUUGCUCUGGCUUCUGGUCUCUAAACGGCCGCCUCCUGCGCAGUGGAGCCGACUACCUCAUCACCAGGUCCAAGAACACACACACUCUGCUCAUCCGUGUCGUCACCAUGGAAAUGAACGGAAAUGAGAUCAAGUUUGUGGGUGGAGGCUCGCAAAGCAGUUGCAUCCUGUCCGUGAAGGUUCCUCCUGUUAGGUUCACCAACAAGUCAGACGUAUCGGAGGUGGUGACCUGCAGUGCCCAAGCCACUACUCAGUUGACUGCUGAGGUGUCAGAUUACGAUGCACAGGUGGUUUGGAUGAGGAAUGGACGGGAGUUGAAAACUGGAAAGAAGUAUGAAUAUAUGUUCACUGACCGCAAGAGGAUCCUUAUGAUACACAACGUCACAGAGGAAGACGUGGGCAUCUACGAGUGUGUUUUAGCUGAUGACAGAAUGUCCAUCCAACUCAGUCUUAAAGAUGAACCUGCCAAGUUUUUGAACAAAACCAGAGGUCCCAUGGGAUUGGCAUCGUCCCUUAAAGGAGAUCUUGAGCUGAGCUGCGAGGUAUCUCCCGCCAGUGCGGUCGUUGUGUGGAAAAAAGAUCAAGUGAAGAUCAUUGAGGACCAAAGAACUACCUUCAUCUCCAAAGGGACUCAAAGGAAACUCAUCAUCAGGAAUGCCAAGAAAAGUGACGAAGGACAUUACUCAUGUGAGACAGAAACAGACAAAGUCACAUUCCAGGUCAAGAUUAAAGAAACUCAAGCUGUAGCUGUGUUCUCCAACAAGGAGUCAGUCCAGAAGGAGGUGAAAGCUACUCUCUCCCAGAAAGCCACUCUUAGUUGCAAUGUUUCAGACAGCAAGACAGAGGUGAAAUGGUAUAAAGACGGCAAGGUGUUGAUAUCCAGCAGGACGAUAUACUCAGAAGUAAAAGGCAACACUCGUCAGCUGGUGAUUGAAAAGGUGGAGAAGGGCGAUGCUGGAGAGUAUACAUGUGAAGCCGGAGGGGAGAAGCUGGCCUUCAGGUUAUUUGUGUCAGAUUUUCAGUCAGCGUUCUUCAACAAGGAGUCAGUCCAGAAGGAGGUGAAAGCCACUCUGUCUCAGAAAGCCUCCCUGAGCUGUGACGUAGCUGAUACCAAGACAGAAGUGAAAUGGUACAAGGAUGGCAAGCUGCUGACUCCCAGCAAGACAAUACACACAGAGUCGAAGGGUAAAAGUCGCCAGCUGGUGAUCGACAGUGUGGAGAGGAAGGAUGCUGGAGAAUACACGUGUGAAGCCGGGACUGAGAAGCUGGUCUUUAAAAUGCAGGUGGAAGGUGCUACUACAGAAGUCCAAGCUAAAUCUGCUUUCUGCAACAAAGAGUCUGUCCAGAGGGAAGUGAAAGCCACUCUCUCCCAGAAGGCCACUCUGAGCUGCGAGGUAGUCGAUAACAAGACAGAAGUGAAAUGGUACAAGGACGGCAAACUGCUGAGUGCCAGCAGAGCAGUUCACAUGGAGUCAAAGGGCAAGAUUCGCCAACUGGUGAUCGACAGUGUGGAGAAGAAAGAUGCAGGAGAAUACAUCUGCGAAGUUGGAACUGAAAAACUGGCAUAUAAAUUGCAAGUGACAGAGAUCCAACUCACGUCAGCCUUCUCCAACAAGGAGUCAGUCCAGAGGGAAGUGAGAGCCACUCUCUCUCAGAGAGCCACUCUGAGCUGUGAGGUAGCUGAUACUAAGACAGAGGUGAAAUGGUACAAGGAUGGCAAGCUGCUGACUUCCAGCAAGACAAUCCAUACUGAGACGAAGGGCAAGAGUCGCCAGCUGGUGAUCGACAGUGUGGAGAGGAAGGAUGCUGGAGAGUACAUCUGUGAAGCUGGGACUGAGAAGCUGGCUUUUAAGAUACAUGUGGCAGAAGCCCAAGCUGGCUUCUCCAACAAGGAGUCUGUCCAGAGGGAGUUGAGAGCUACUCUCUCUCAGAAAGCCACUCUUAGCUGUGAGGUUUCUGAUUCCAAGACAGAGGUGAAAUGGUACAAGGAUGGCAAGCUGCUGACUUCCAGCAAAGCAGUCCACAUGGAGACAAAGGGCAAGGGUCGUGAGCUGGUGAUAGAAAAAAUGGAGAAAAAAGAUGCUGGAGAGUACACGUGUGAGGCUGGAACAGAGAAGCUGGUCUUUAAGCUGCAGGUGACAGAUGCAGCUGUCAAGUUCCAGAAGAAGACUGUCAAGGACACAUGUGUUGUUCAAGCAAGUGAAAAAGUUGUUUUGACCACCGAGCUGACCUCAGAGAGCGGUAGUGUGAAGUGGUUUAGAGAUGGUGUGGAGCUCAGGGAGGGCAGCAAGUAUGAAAUGAAAAAAGAUGGCCUUUCUCGUACUCUGAUUGUGAAAUCCACCGAAUCCAAAGACAGUGGAACAUACACCUGUCAAACUGCUGACGACAAACUGGAGUUCAAAGUUCAAGUUAAAGAUUCAGCUUUGAAGUUUGUUGUCCCUUUGAAACCUGCUGCAGUGGAGUUGGGAGGUACACUUAGCCUGAUGUGUGAACUAAAUCAAGCCUCAGGGGAUGUUGUCUGGCAGCGUAAUAGUCGUGAGAUUAAACCUGGAGGCAGGCACUGUAUCAGGACAGAUGGUGCUAAGCGGGUUCUCACUGUGACUGGCAUGACUAAAGAAGAUGAAGGAGAAUACAGCUGUGAAUGUAGAAAUGACAAGACCUCUGCUAAAGUAUCAUCAAAAGCACCCAGACUGGUGAGGCUGACCUCCAAACUGAACAAUGUGGCUGCAAUGGAGGGAAAAGACGCCAUUUUCAAGUGCGCUGUCAACCCAGCGGACGUCAAUGUUAAUUGGUUCCACAACAGUGUACCUGUCACUGCUGGGCCCAAGUAUAAGAUUGAACGUGGUGGUGGCAGUCACUCGCUCACCAUCACCUCUGUCACCCAAAAAGAUGCUGGAGAGAUUAGCAUCGAUGCAGAAGGCAAAACCUGCCAAGCUACCCUACAAGUGCAGCAUGAACCUGUGACAUUUAAGAAGAAGCUAGAAAACCUGACAGUGGAGGAGCAGAGUGAAGUGAAGCUGGAGGUGGAGCUCAGUAAAUCAUCAGAUGAAGUGAAAUGGAUGAAGAACAGCGUAGUGCUGCAGCCCACAGGAAACAUGGAGAUCCGGGUAGACAAAGCUAAGCAGGCUCUGGUCUUCAAGAGUGUGACAUACGCUGACCGGGGCGUCUACUCCUGUGAAACUCUGGAUGACAAAACCCAGGCCAAGCUCAAUGUGGAGAUGAAGAAGAUCCAGGUAAUAAAGGGCCUAACAGAAACCAAGGCACAUGAGACAGAGACAGUAACUCUUGAGGUAGAACUCAGUCAGGCUGACGUUGAAGGCUUCUGGACCAGGGAUGGGAUCAAGUUGAAAUCAGGGGUAUACUGCCGCAUCACAGCUCUGGGAAAAAAGCACGCCUUAACAUUGUCCAGUCUCAAGAGGGAGGAUGCAGGGACUAUUACCUUCCAAGCUGAAGGAGUACAUAAUUCUUGCAAACUGAUUGUCACAGAACCUCCUGCUAUGAUCUCCAAGCCCAUUAUGGAUAUGAGUGUUCCUGAGAAGGAGAAGGUAACUUUUGAAUGCGAAGUGUCCAGAACAAAUGCAGAUGUCAAAUGGUUCAAGGAUGAUGUGGAACUGAAACCAGGGAAGAACUUUGGCAUGCACUCCUUGGGCCGAAAGCGCAGUUUGGUCAUCAACAAAUGCACCCCUGAAGAUGCAGGCACAUACAUCUGCCGUACUCCUGAUGAUAACAGCGCCGCCAAGCUCACUGUUCAUGCCAGAGAUAUUAAGAUUGUGAAGACGCUGAAGGAUGUGGAAGUGAUGGAGAAGGAGAGUGCUUCAUUUGUCUGUGAAAUCUCACAUGAUGAAGUGGACUGCCAGUGGUUCAAAGGAGGUGUCAAAGUCAAAGUCAGUGACAACAUCAAGAUGAGACAAGAUGGCAGGACCUAUGUGCUGCUGUUUAGGUCUGUCACCCCAGAGGACAUGGGUGAGAUUAAAUUCACAGCCGACAAGGCUUCUUCAACUGCAAAACUUAAAGUGAAAGAACUGCCUGUCAAGUUUGUGAAGAGGCUCAGGGAUAAGAUAGCGAUGUAUAAGCAUCGUGGUCAUCUUGAAUGCCAAGUGUCACGCGCCAGCGCAAAGGUGAAGUGGUACAAGAGCAAGACGGAGAUCAAACACGGCAAGAAGUACGAGAUCAGAAGUGAAGACGUGUACAGAAAGGUCACCAUCAAUGAUGUGGACUCCGGGGACGAAGACACCUAUACCUGUGAUGCCAUUGAUGACAAGACAUCCUGUAAACUACUUGUGGAAGAGCAGUCCAUCAGCAUUGUACGGGAGCUUAGUUCGGUAGAAGUGACCGAACCCUUUGCAGCUGUUUUUGAAGUUGAAAUCAGUAUGGAACUGGUGAAACCUCCAAUAUGGACUCUGAAUGGAGUUGCUGUGCAGGAGAGUGUUGAUGUUGAAAUGGAGAAAGAGGGAACUCUGCACCGUCUCACUUUCAAAAAGACCAAAGCAUCAAUGACAGGACCUGUGCAGUUUACAGCUGGGAAGAGCAAAUCUUUAACCCAGCUCACAGUCAAAGAGCGUCCGCUUGAGAUUGCAGAGCCCAUGAAAGAUGUGAAAGCGAAGGAGAAAAGCUCUGCUAUACUCAGCUGCAAAUUUUCUGUUGCACCCAAAGAGGUUCAUUGGUUCAAAGGUCAGGUACCUCUAGCGGCGUCAGACAAGUAUAACAUGAAGCAAGAUGCUACAAGGGCUCAACUGACCAUUCACAAGCUGACUGAAGAAGACAGUGGAGAGUACCGCUGUCAGUCUGGACCUGCUGAGACCAAAGGCAAACUUACUAUUGAAGUGCGUGAAAUCAAGAUCACCAAGCACUUGGCAAACACAGAGGUUGAUGAAGACAGCGACGCACUGUUAACAUGUGAGAUUAACUAUCCAGAUGAAGAGGUACAGUGGCUUCUGAAUGACAAGGUGCUCUUCACAAAUGAGGUCAACACCAUCACCCAUGAUGGGAAGGUUCACACGCUCAAACUGAAGAACUUGGCUCCUCAGGAUGGGGGGACUAUCACUUUUCAAGUCCGCAAGGUGAAAGAGUCUGUGACACUUAAGGUUAAAGAGAAGCGUGCUGUGUUCCUCAAGUCCUUAGAUGAUGUCAUUGGAGAGGAGAAAGGCAUGAUAACUCUGGCGUGUGAGGCGUCCAAGCCCAGGGUUUCUCCCACAUGGAGAAAAGAAGGUAAAGUCUUGAAGGCUGGAUCAAAGUACGAGCUCCUUCACACGGGCAAGUCUUUGGGACUGAUCAUCAAAGAUGUCACCAAAGAAGAUGCUGGAGAGUACAGUUGUGAUCUUGGAACUGAGGUUUCUAAAGCAAAGGUCACUGUAAGAGAAAUUGGCAUUGGAAUUACCAAAUGGCUGAAGUCAGCUGAGGUGAACGAGGGAGAGACAUGUAGCUUUGAGUGCAUCUUAUCUCGCGAGAGCACAGAUGAGUGUUCCUGGACUCUCAACGGCCGCACUAUUACUGAUGGAGGCCGCUUCAAAAUCACCAGUAAAGGACGCAAGUACAUGCUGACCAUUAAGGAUGUCACUCCUGCUGACGCUGGAGAGGUGGUAUUCAACAUUAAAGACCUGAGCUCCAAAACAACAUUAACAGUUGAAGGAAAAGCUUCAUCUGUGUCAAAGGGACUGCAGAAUGUUAAAGCUGAUCGUGGGGAAGAUGCUGUUUUUAUCUGUGAGGUGACACAGGCUAGUUCCACUGUAAAGUGGGCCAAGGAGGGCAAAGCCAUCAAAAAGAGCCAGAAGUAUGGCAUCACCCAAGAGGGCAGGGUUAUGAAGUUGACAAUCCAUAAUGUCUCUGCUCAAGACUCUGGAGAGUACAGUUGUGAAGUUGUUGGAGGUGCAACCACUAAAGCCAAACUGGAAAUCAAGGAGCCAAUUCAUAAAUUCACCAAACCGCUAAAGGACAGCCAAGCAGUGGAGAAGAGCUCCGUGACCCUGCAGUGUGAGACUGUACAAACUCCAUCCACUGUGAUCUGGCUUAAAGGUCACACAGAGCUCAAGGCUGGAGGUCGAUAUGAGAUGUCCCAGAAGGAGGGGGUCUUAACUCUCACCAUCAAACACCUGGAGGAGAAAGACACCGAUAUCUACACUUGUGACGUGGGCACAGCCAAGGGCAUGGCAAAGGUGACAGUCAACGCCCUGCCUGCCACUUUUCAAGAGAUGCUCAAGAACCAGGAGAAAAAGGAGGGGGAGACUGCAACGCUUUGCUGCAAGUUAUCCAAACCUGUGGACGGUGUUCAGUGGAAGAAAGGCUCUGAAGUUCUUCAAGCUGGAAAGAAGUAUGAGAUGAAGCUAGAGGAGAUCCGAUGUGAGCUUCAGAUUAAGAAUCUAGAGGUUGAAGAUAAUGGAGAGUAUUCUUGCAUGUGUGGAGACCAGAAGACUUCUGCAACAGUGAAAGUCAAUGCAUUGCCGCCAACCUAUAUAAAGAAGCUGGAGAGCCAGGAGGCUGAGGAGGGAGCCAGUGUUACUCUGCACUGUGAGCUCUCCAAACCUGGAGUCCCAGUGGAGUGGAAGAAGGGAACACAGGUCCUGACGUCUGGAGAAAAGUACCAGAUGAAGCAGAAGGCCUCUGUGAAUGAACUACUGAUCAACAAAGUGGUGCCAGAAGACAGUGGAGACUACAGCUGUAUGUGUGGAGACCAGAAGACCACAGCCAGCAUCAAGAUCAAGGCCCAACCAGUGACCUUCAGACAGAAGCUGGAGAGCCAGGAGGCUGAGGAGGGAGCCAGUGUUACUCUGCACUGUGAGCUCUCUAAACCUGGAGUCCCAGUGGAGUGGAAGAAGGGAACACAGGUCCUGACGUCUGGAGAAAAGUACCAGAUGAAGCAGAAGGCCUCUGUGACUGAACUGGUGAUCAACAAAGUGGUGCCAGAAGACAGUGGAGACUACAGCUGUGUGUGUGGAGACCAGAAGACCACAGCCAGCCUCAAGAUCAAGGCUGUGACACUGCCAACUGCUGGACAGAUUGCUAAACAGCAGCUCCUCAAACAGGAGAUUCAGAGAGAUGCUGGAGAGCUCAAAGUGGGAGGUGAAGUUGAAAAGACUACUGCUGGAAUAGCUGCAACACAAGAUACACAGAGGCAGGGGACCAAAGAGUCACUGGAAGCAGUGAGGCCUCUCGAUACUCCAGCAGCUGUGACACUACCCUCUAGGGAUUCCAAAAAAGUGGUGGAAGUUGCAGCAGAGAAGUCAGCAGCUUCAGCAGUGAUCUCCAAAGUUGAACCUGAGAAGCAGGAAUUCAAAAAGAGAGUUGAAGAGAUUGAAAAGCCUGCUGUUUCUGAUGUCAUCCCAAAGCCAGAGCCUGCAAAGCUGGAUACUGAAGUGAAAGGACAAGUCCUUCAAGUCAAAGUCGUUCGAAACCUGGAGAGCCAGGAGGCUGAGGAGGGAGAUAGUGUCACUCUGCACUGUGAGCUUUCUAAACCUGGACUGCCCAUCGAGUGGAAGAAGGAAGCUCAAGUAUUGAGUUGUGGUGAAAAGUACCAAAUGAAACAAACAGGAUUCAGUUAUAAGCUACAGAUCUUUGAUUUGAGACCUGGAGACACGGGAAGCUACUCAUGCUGUUCAAAGGACACAAUAACUUCAGCAUCUCUUGUAGUAAAUGCUUCCCCAGUUAUUUUCACAAAAGCGCUGGAAAGCCAAACGGCUGAUGAGGGGGACAGUGUGACGCUGCACUGUGAGCUUUCUAAACCCGGUGUUCCUUUGGAGUGGAGGAAAGGAGAACUUGGUCUUUGUCCUUGUGCCAAGUAUGAUAUUAGACAAACAGGACACCUGGCUACAUUAAUAAUCCAUGAUUUAGACCCAGAGGAUGCUGGGUGUUACACAUGUGACACUGGUGACCGUCAAAGCACUGCACAACUAGCUGUGAAGGCCCAGCCUGUCCUUUUCAAAAUCCAGCUGCAAAACCUUGAACUACAGGAAGGAGACAGUGCUUGUCUCCGCUGUGAGACCACAAAGCCGGGAGCCAGUGUGGUCUGGAGGUGUGGUGACAGGGUGCUGGCGUCCAACAGCAAGUAUCACCUGAAACAGGAAGGAACUACAGUCGAGCUUGUCAUCUAUAAACUGCAGGGAGCCGACUCAGGAGAAUACUCCUGUGAUACAGGCAGCCAGAGGACUUCAGCUGUCCUCACUGUGCAGGAGGUCGAGGUCAACAUACUGAAAUUCUUGGAGAGCUGCGUUGUAUACGAGGGUGAAGAUGUCCGCUUUGAGUGUCGGGUUUCCCAUGAAGAGGCACCUCUGGCCCAGUGGAAACUCCAGGAUGUCCCUCUACAGAAUAACGAAAUGAACCUGAUCAAGUCUGAGGGCCGUGUCCACAGCCUCACUCUCAGAGGCGUCACCACAGCUGACUCAGGAACAGUUACGUUCUCAGUGGGUAACCACACUUCCACUGCUUCUCUGACAGUCAGAGCAGCCGCACCUGCACUAUUCAAGAAGGAGCUGGAAAGUCAAGAGGCCACCGAGGGAGAUAAGGCCACCCUGUCCUGUGAGACAUCCAACCCUGAUUGCAAGGUGACCUGGCUGAAGGGCUCAACUGUGCUCACCCAUGGGGAGAAGUACACUUUGGAGCAGAGAGCUACCACUCACAACCUGGUUAUACACAAGCUGAAUCUGAAGGAUAGCGGAGAAUAUACCUGUGAUACAGGGGACAAGAAAAGUACAGCUACCCUGACUGUGAAAGAGCGUGUGCGUGUCAUCCGAGAACUCUGCGAUACCACUGUGAUCACUGGGCAGGAUGCUGUCUUUGAGGUUGAGUUGUCACACUCAGGCGUGACGAACGGGGAAUGGUGGCUUGGAGACAACCUCCUCCAAAAUAAUGAUCUAAAUCAAAUGAGCAGCCAGGGCAGAGUGCACCGUUUGGUCCUGAAGAUGGUGACCACAGAUGAAUCAGGCGAUGUUGCCUUCGUGGUGGGAGAAGAGAAGAGUGUGGCCUGCCUUCUUGUGGAGGAGAAGCCCAAAGUGCUAAUACUAGAGAAGCCACACAACACUGUGGCAGUAGAGGGUGAAACUGUCACUCUGGCCUGCACCAUCUCUGACGCCAAGGGCACUGUCACCUGGAAGAGAAACAACGUGGCCAUCCACGCAGGUCUCAAAUAUGACCUGAGGAACAACGGAGCAUUCCACCAGCUUCAUAUCCACAACCUGCUGCCUGAGGACUCAGGGACGUACACCUGUGACACAGGAGAUGCACAGUGUGACGUCACCUUGACUGUGGAAGGUGCCCCAGUGUCCUUCCACAAAGAGCUAAAGAACCAGGAUACCGUAGAGGGUGAUGAUGUUACUCUGCGGUGUGAGCUGUCGAAGCCAGGUGUUCGUGUUGAGUGGAGGAAAGGAGGCAUGGUCCUCCAGCCUGGUUUGAAGUUUGAGAUGAGGCAGGAAGGGUGCAUUCAAGAGCUCUGUAUACGGAACCUGGAGCCUGACGACAGUGGCUACUACACCUGUGAUGCGGGAGACCAGCUCACCACAGCUUCUUUGGCAGUGCAAGGCAAACCCAUUGACAUUGUCCAGGGCCUGGAGAAUGUAGAAACCAUUGAUGGAGGUGAAGCGUUGUUUGAGUGUGCCCUCUCUCGUCCAGAGAGCAAAGAUUUCCGCUGGCUCCUUGAUGGGAAACCAGUUAAGGAAUCCCCUAAUGCUGAGAUUGUGACAUUUGAGAGCGGCCGUCGUCAUCUGCUCCUUUUGAAAGAGUUGCGAGUGACAGACAGUUGCACAGUGACCUUCAAAGCUGGCACAGCAUCAACAUCUGCCCAACUCUCUGUCAAAGGUUGGCAGCUGGACGUUGUGAAGGGUCUGGAGGACAAGGUGGCUGCAGUGGGAGAGAAGGUUGAGUUUUGUGUUGAGCUCACCGAGCAUGUCCCUGCAACAGAAGUAGCCUGGUAUGCUAAUGGAGUUGAGCUGAAGUCCAGUGACCUCUGGGCUACGAGGGUUGACGGCUGUGUGUAUCGUCUUGUCCUGAGACAGGCGCCUCUUUUGCCACAGCAGGAAAUUACAUUUGCUGCUAGAGAUGCUCUCUCUUUGGCCAAACUCACCAUCAUCACUGUACCUGAUCCUCCAGAGGACCCAGAGGUCCUCAGUAAGACUGAAAAGUCUGUCACCCUCUCUUGGUUCACUCCUCUACAUGACGGAGGGAGUCCCAUUCUUGGCUACAGGGUGGAGAUGCGGCUGGUAGACAGUGCCCUUUGGCUCCCAUGUCAUUCUGAACCUGUGUGCAACACAGAGUUUAUGGUUGGAAAUCUAAUCUUGGGGAGUGGAUACAGGUUUAGAGUGGCAGCCAUCAACAGAGCUGGGAUUGGAGAGCCUGUUGAGUUGCCCCAGACUGUGCAGCUUGAGGCACCAAGGCAGCCAUUGAUUUCCCCAGGUAAAGUGGCAAAACAGGUAGAGACUGAGGUGAUGGGGCAGCCCAGUCUGCCUCCAGAAGCUGCUGAAGAAGGUGACCUCCAUGAGCUGUGGGAGGAAUCAGCCAAGAAACGGCGCAUGAGUCGAGAACCCACUCUGGACUCCAUCACUGAACAGACUGAGGAGGACAGUAAAAGUGGUCAGAAGAAAUCAGAACAGAAAGAGCUGAAGGCCUCAGAGAAAGUGGAAAUAACAUCGGUAGAGAAGGAGCAGGCCAUCGUGUCCAAGAAGCAGACAGAGUCCAAAAUGUACACCAGCUCUGAGGAUGAGUCUGUUCCUGGGGGUCCAUCGCUUGUCACCUACCUCAAGAAGAGCAGCAAGACUGGUGUCACAGCGACCACUGAGGGAGAGGCUAUGACUACUGAGAGGUUCUUUGCACAUUUCCAGAUGGCAGAGCAGAGAACAGUGCAUCUAACAACCACCGUUCAGCAGACAGGUGAAACACAAGUGACGACAGAGGAGACCAGCAUCAUGGAGAUCAGUAAAGAGGAAGAGCCUGAGCUCAGAGAUGCUGCCAUUAAGAUUCAAGCUGCGUUCAAGGGCUACAAAGCCCGCAAGGACAUGCGCCCUGUCUUCAAAGAGGUCUUCAAAGACCAGACCAAGGAGCCCAGUGGCACCAUACAUCUAGAAUGUGUGGCAGAAGGUAAACCUGAUAAGGUGCGCUGGCUGAAGGAUGGAGAACCACUGACGGAUGGCAAGCACCACCACAUUGAUAUCUACAAUGAUGGUACUUGCUCACUGGUCAUCACUGCUAUCACUACAAAGGAUACAGGAGUUUACACUUGUGAGGUCACCAACAAGUUUGGAGUCAACUCUCACAGUGGUAAAGUCACAGUAGGAACAGCGAGAGAAUCUUCCGGGCGACGGCCACUGACCGUGGGCUACAGUGCAGACAGCGAGCCCGAUAGCUCCUCUGGAAGUGAGAUGGAUGAGUCACUGAGGCAGGCAAGCAGACGUCUACGGCGCCUUCUGCGCACACGCCUCCCACCAGAUGUUGAAGAAGAACCAUUUGUCAGCGCAGAUGAAGGAGACCUGCGUCCUCCAGAUCCUCACUCUUACCGUGAGGACGACACAUACAUCUACAUUCGCUUCAACUCACGGUCAGAGGCUGAGGUUGCCUCAACGAGGUUCCAGGAGAUGUUUACAAUCCAUGGAGUUCCUGUGGAGACCGCCAUCCUGGAGGCAGGGCCUCUCAAAGUGGAGCUCCGAAUUAGGAAGAUGGGCUACACGCAAGAUGGUACAGCGACCCCCACACAAGACAGACAGCCUCCUGCAUUUACGACUGGAGCCCCAGCUGCCCCAGUCUUCUUGACAGAGCUACAAAGUCAGGAUGUUCCAGAUGGUUAUCCAGUCAGCUUUGACUGUGUUGUGAUUGGCAAGCCCCCUCCCAUCGUUCGCUGGUAUAAGGACGGCAAACUGCUGGAGGAGAAUGACCAUUACAUGAUCAACGAAGAUCAGGAGGGCUGCCACCAACUCAUCAUUACCACUGUACUUCCAACUGACAUGGGUGUCUAUCGUUGCACAGCUGAAAACAGCAGCGGCAUCGCAGCCACAAAGGCCGAACUCAGGGUUGACAUGUCCUGCAGCUCGGAUUAUGACACUGCUGCUGAUGCCACUGAGACAUCUUCCUUUGUCAGUGCCAAGGGCUACAUGUCCAGGGAAACUGAGACAUUCGAGUCUGUAACUGAAGAUGAUCAGCUACCACAAGUUGUGGAAGAGCUUCAUGAUGUUCAUGUCAGUCCAGGUUCACCUAUUGCUAAGAUGCAGCUCAAAGUAAAGGGCUUCCCCAAACCCAGAGUGUACUGGUUUAAAGAUGGCCACCCUCUGCGACCUUCAGAAAGAAUUCUGUUGCUCGGAGAGAGAGAUGUUCAUGGUGUGGAGAUCCUGGAGGUGAAGAAAGAGGAUAUGGGGGAGUACUCUGCUUACAUCAGCAAUGCUGCUGGUUCUGCGUACUCCUCUGCCCGCCUGAUAGUUCUGAGUCCAGGGGAGAUUAUGCCACAAGAUAAAAGAGACCCCAAGGAGCCCCUGGUGCCACCCCGCUUCCUUGAAAGGUUCAGCAACAGGAAGGUGAAACAAGGAGCCAGCAUCACUCUGUCUGUCAAAGUAGAAGGCUCUCCCACUCCUAUGGUGUCCUGGCUAAAGGAAGAAUCAAUGGAAGAUGUCCUGUGGAUCAAGCCUGAUACCAAGGGAUACAAAAUAGCAAGCUCGGGGCGCCAGCAUAGCCUCAUCUUGAUGGACGUGGGCACAGAAUACACCGGGGCUUAUACCUGCAUUGCCACAAAUAAAGCAGGACAGUCCAUCUGCACUGCCCACCUCGAGGUUGAUGAGACACCACAACCAAAGAAAGAGACCAAAACCUCAGAGGUUCUUGGAAUUACAGUUAGUCCUCCAGAAGAGGAGGCUGGCAAAGGAAAAGAGGGUAAAAUACCCUACCUAGGUGAAGUAGGUACAGAGGAAUUCCUCAUGAAACUCACCUCCCAGAUCACUGAAAUGGUGUCAGCGAAGAUUACCCAAGACAGCUUACAGAAUCAUGAAGUGCUCCAGUGGAUGAAAUCUUGGCCCAAAACUACCACUUCAUUACGCGUACCAGGUGUCGACAGUGAUGAUGAGACCAAGACCCCUUCUCCAUCACCGCAUCACGGUCGCUCUCGUCCUCCCUCCCUCAUCGCUGACUCCUCCUCUGAGUCUGAUGAGGGGGAUGCCAGGGGAGAGAUGUUUGACAUUUAUGUGGCAACAGCUGACUACAACCCCAUGACAGCAAGCAAAGAAUCAAUUUCUCUAAAGGAGGGACAGUAUGUUGAGGUCUUGGACUCAGCUCAUCCGCUCAAAUGGUUAGUCCGGACCAAACCCACCAAAACCACACCAUCCCGCCAAGGCUGGGUGUCACCUGCCUACCUGGACAAGAAACUUAAACUCUCUGCUGAUACAAGUGACCUUCCAGAGACAAGUGUAGAGGAGCUGUCCGAGGGUGAAUACAAGAGGAAAUUAUUCCAACUGAUCCAAGACCUGAUAAAUGGCGAAGCAGAGUUUGUAAAGGAGGUAGACUUCUUUACAACCCAUCACCUGAAGCAUGCAGAGAGCCCUGAUGCACCGCCUGAUGUCAGCAGCCAGAAGGAAGCCAUAUUCAGGAACAUUGAUGAUAUCAAGACCUUCCAUAGCAAGUCAUUCCUGCCAAAGUUGAACGACUGUGAAACGGAUGAUGAUGUAGCCAUGUGCUUCCUGAAGAACAAGGAGGGCUUUGAGAAGUACCUGCAGUAUCUCGUUGGUCAGGGUCUAGCUGAAUCUGCUAUCAGUGACAAGGCUGUUCACCGCUUCUUCAAGGAGUACACUGAGAAAGUGCAAGCCAGCGCAGACCCCUCAGAUCCCCCCGUACGCAGCAUAAACGCCAGCCUCCAACAACCACUGGACAGGAUUCAGAAGUACAAGGCCGUGCUGAAGGAGCUGAUUCGAAACAAGGCAAGAAAUGGUCAGAACUGCUGCCUAUUGGAAGAAGCUUACGCCAUGGUGUCUGCACUCCCUCAGCGCUCUGAGAAUAGUCACCAUGUCUCCAUGAUCGAGAACUAUCCUGCCACACUGGAAGUAUUAGGAGAGCCAAUCAGACAGGGACCCUUCCAAGUGUGGGAAGGGGCUCCAGGGAUUAGGACGUCCUCUAGAGGUCACCACCGCCACUGCUUCCUCUUCAAGAACUACUGUAUAAUCUGCAAACCCAAGAGAGACAGCAACACUGAUACACAAUCAUACGUCUUUAAGAACAUGAUGAAGUUGAAUAACAUUGAUGUGAAUGAGACAGUGGAGGGUGAUGACCGUGCCUUUGAGAUCUGGCACGAACGCGAGGACUCUGUGAGGAAGUACACCUUGCAGGCCCGAACUGUAACCAUCAAGAACUCCUGGCUGAGAGAUUUCAGAGAGCUUCAGCAGCGAUACAGCAUGCCUGCAUGGAGUCCUCCUGACUUUGAUGAAAUUCUGGCAAACUGCACAGCAGAGCUGGGACAGACUGUUAAACUGGCCUGCAAAGCCACUGGAGUACCAAAACCUACCAUCACCUGGUACAAGGAUGGACGCACUGUGGAGGCAGAUCCUCAUCACAUCAUCAUAGAGGACCCUGAUGGUUCCUGCACACUGAUCCUGGAUAACAUGACUGCAGAUGACUCUGGCCAGUACAUGUGCUUUGCCACAAGCUCAGCUGGUAAUGCCAGCACUCUGGGCAAGAUCACUGUUCAGGUGCCGCCUCGUUUUGUGAAUAAAAUGAGGAAUGCUAUAUUUGUCGCCGGCGAGGAUACUCAGUUCACCUGCGUCAUACAGAGCGCCCCCCACCCAAAGAUCAGGUGGUUCAAGGACGGCAGGCUGCUGACUGACCAGGAAAAGUAUCAGACCUACAGCGAGCUACGCAGUGGCGUUCUGGUCCUGGUAAUAAAGAACCUGACAGAGAGAGACCUGGGACACUACGAGUGCGAGUUGUCCAACCGUCUGGGCAGCGCCAAGUGUGCUGCUGAUUUGGUCCCACCCUCUGCUGUGGCUCGCUCUGGUGAGCAGGCCAUCACUAUUGAAGUUACUGAGCAGGAGACAAGAAUACCAAAGAAAACCAUCAUCAUCGAGGAGACUAUAACCACUGUGGUGAAGAACCCACGUAUGAGGAGGCACAGGUCCCCCGGCUUGACUCUCGCUGGAGCCCAACGCUCAGAGACUUCCACCCCAGAGCCCCCGACAGCCAGGCUGAGGAGAAUGCCCACUCCAAGAAAGACCGUCCCAACUCUCUAUGUUACCGAGCCUCAGGGUGCUGAAGCCAGAGUCGUGGAGACCAAGCCCAGGUGGGUGGAGGUAGAGGAGGUCAUCGAGUAUAAGGUCAAUAAAUCUCCCAGGCUGCCCAGGAGGAGAGGCAUCUCACCUGCAGGGUCUGAUCGCGCAGCCACUCCCUCCAGACCCAAAAGGUCUCCACCGGAGAAUCCAAACGCUAACAAUUCCAACAACAAGCUGGUGGAGCAGGCUCAGGCCCAGCUGCAGGGAGACGUCAGCAGCCAGCCGCUCUCCUGGGAGGAAGAGGAGGGUAAUGUUACCUCUGAUUCUGUCGCUGGGGUCGCUGAAGAGCCACAGGAGCUCUCAUCUGUCCUCGCUCCAGCUGGAGAGGACAGCGAGGACCUGGAUGAUGAGCAAACUAUCAUCUUUGAACCUGAUGAUGAAGAUGAUGAUCAUACCUCGCUCGGAAAGCAGGAGCCUAAGAUUCUGACACAAGGAGGCCGUGUUCUGACCCUUGAAGACUUGGAGGAUUACGUCCCUGAGGAAGGAGAGACCUACGGCUCCUCCAGCGCUCACAACUCCGCUGCAGAAAAGCCCUGUGAAAUCUCUGUGCUCCAGAGGGAGAUCGGCGGCUCUACAGUGGGACAGCCGGUGCUCCUCAACGUGGGGCGGCCCGUUGUGGUCCCAAGGCAGAGGAGUGGCUUCUUCGGCCGCUUCAGGGAGCAUCUCUCCAGCAGCCUGUUCUCAUCUGCUGCCCCCCAAGCCAGCGGAGGCCGGUCCAGGACGGAAAGGCACGUCCCCAUCCAAGUGAGCCACGCAAAGCUGGAAGUGAAGCCGUCAUACUGCUCUGAGGUGCAGAGAGUCGAGGGCGGGCAGCAGAGCUUUAAAACCAAAGUGUCAACUCAGACCUACGGCUACACCUCAGUGGGCAACCCAGUCACUCUUCAGAUUAGUGAUUAUCAGAACCAGUAGUAGCAAAGAGUUUUAAUUUGGUACCACUAACCCUCUCAGUCUUAAAUGGGGACAUUUUUACUUGCAUGAUAGAUAAGACAUAUCCUGACCUGAAGUUACUGCAUUUAACAAACCAUUCCAUUGUGAAGCUGCCCGUCAGGAAACAGGCUCAUCCUCUGAGUCUUUUUCUUGACAAAUGGUUAGAGUCAGAUGGUCUGUCCAGACGAGACGAGUUGGAAAAUGUAGCUAUGAAUAUGUCACUGUGAGCAUGUUUCAGCCUCAAACUGCUCCGUUACACCUGUUGUGUGUUGUGCAAGACACACAGCGGACAGAAACCAAGAAAUUUGACAUUUUACGAAACAGUUUCAUCACGUUUCACUUACACACACCUUCACGUAAUCAUGAACCUUUGAGCUAACUGAUCCAGGCAUUAUCCUUAGCAAUGACUCCUGCUAUAUACGCAAACAAAUAGUUAUACAGUAUAUUUAGGUAUAUAUAUUUUUUCAGUUUUACUUUUGUACCUUUCAAAGAAUGUUGCCUUUUGCUCUUUUGCAGUGCCUUAGAUUCCUGGAGCAACACAUGCUGGAGUUAAUGACUAUUAGUGAGGUCAUGUCUACAUGUUUCUAGUUCAGUAUAUAAGUUAAUUUAAAUAUGCAACACUGAUGAUGUAAAAAUGAACAACAGAACUUUGGUGACUGUUGUAGUCCAUGGGCUGUUGUUUAAUUAACGAUGUGUGGUCAAAUUGUAGUCAGUUUGGCAAAAUCACACAUAAGGUCUCUACUACUACUUUUGUUUGUGAAUGAUUUGUUGACGAGCAUCUUACACAAAUAUGGCUUUUCUACAAGCUGAUCAUUUGCAAGGUGAACGUGUUUCACAUCAGAUGUCUGUGUUUGACUGCAUUUAUGUCAUUUAUUAUCGUGAAACAUGUUUCUACUAUGAAUUGAAUAAUACACGCAGCUUUUUAGACAUUUUUGUGUCUGUUAAUGCAGUACAAUCACCUGUCAUUUUGCAGGAUAUCACAGGGACAGUCAUAUGUAAGUGAUAGAUAUUUAGAGUGAGUGACUGCAUGUAUUUGCUUUUCCAAAGCCGAUGUGUUUACCCAGAGUAUCCAGAUCUGUAAUGUUGUAUUUGAUUGCAAGGAAAUGUUUGUGCAAAGUACUUGAGCUCCCAGAAUGUACUACCUUCUCAGUUUAAAAAGUCACUAGAAUACAAUAACUGCCUCCUUAAAGAUUUGUGGUGUUUGUGUUGUUUUUAAAGGUCUUUUAGUCAGUUACAAGGAUCAUGUUAUGUAUUAAUAUUAAAGCACUAACAGAUUAUAAUUGCUUGUACUGUACAUGUGUCGUUUUUGGAAACUUGUUUGAGUACUCAGUGUUAAUAAAUACAUG
This is a messenger RNA of Epinephelus moara (kelp grouper), 19720 nucleotides long. It is a transcript of the gene obscnb, whose product is annotated as obscurin, cytoskeletal calmodulin and titin-interacting RhoGEF b. Lineage: Eukaryota; Metazoa; Chordata; Actinopteri; Perciformes; Serranidae. The record is from RefSeq and is a predicted model, not a curated record. The coding region runs from base 225 to 18356 and encodes 6043 amino acids. The transcript is spliced from 79 exons. Gene Ontology annotation, molecular function: guanyl-nucleotide exchange factor activity; protein binding.